AUGGCGACAUGCAGUGUCAAUUUGUUUAUUUCAAAAGAGGAAACCAGUCGGACACUUGGGAUGACCGCUGAGCUUUCCUAUCUUGAAGAUGGCGUUAUCAAUCAGUAUUCAACAAGAUUCCCAUAUCGAGUUGAUCAAAAUGUCACCCAGCUGAAAUUCUCCUGGAAUUCCCUUCUCUCGGCAAAUUAUUCGAUGAGAGUGCAGUCAGAAGACUUUGCUUUGCUCGCAUUGUUACGGGUGCCAAGUGUUGGGCAAGUGCCUCGCCAAACUGAAGAGUUUGCUGUCGAGUAUCGGUGUGCGGGUAUGAAAGCGGGACAAUUCGAAGUGUCUCUCUACAUCGAUUUCGCUCUCGACAACGGGAAGAACAUUCGCCUUCAUCUGAAACAGGAAAAGAUUUGUGCGACUCGAGAUGGACGCAGAUUUAUCAUUGAUGACUCGGACACUAACCGCACCGACGAGGAAAAUGGCAACACAGAGCUUUCUCUUCUACGCCAUCGCUCAACUCCAAGCAGAUCAAGAUUACCAGAAUCAUUCAAAUCCUUCCGCAACCAUACUCCAUCACAACAACCAUUUUUGACCUCAACUCCUAACAAAUCUUGGAGCACACUGUCGACAAAGUUGAGGCCAUCGACAUCAGCAUCAAAGCCUGGUUCCUCAGCUGGUGGUGUUAAAAAGACUCUUCCAGCAGUUGAUGUUAAAUCAGCUCUUAUUUCUCUACAUGCUGAUCGAAAUCUUUUCACAAUUUUAGCUUUUGACGAGCUACAAGGAACAUUUGGUGAAGUGAAAUGGGCAAUUUGGCGGCAAACAGCUAGUGGUUUUGCUGGAGACGUCGACGAGGAUGAGGAUGAUGGCACCGGUGACGAGGCGAUGUUAGUGAAAACGCUGAAGCCGAGCGCAAAUCAACAACAACUCGAGCGGUUUCUUUCUGAUGCUCUCGUUUUUCAUCAUGUUCCAGCUCAUACCAACAUUGCUAAGGUUGCCGCAGCAGCCUCUUAUGGACGAUUCGAUCGUCCGGAGACGGUCACUGAUCUGCCAAUGAUCUGCUAUCGGCAUCAGGGAUUCGGGAACUUGAAAAAGUUUUUGCUUUCCUGUCGAACCGAUGGAGCGUCAGUGAAUCGAAAGGACAAAUCACCAACGAGCGGUAUCGGUCAAACGCUGAGAACACACGAGUUGGUGUGGAUGGGAGUGCAAAUCGGUCGAGCGCUAAACCAUUUGCACACUUUUGGAAUCGUGCACAAAGAUGUUGCCACCAGAAAUUGCAUUGUUGCCGAGCUCAAAAACUCGCGCUCAGCCGAUCGACUACAUGUGCAAUUGACUGAUACAGCUUUGGCAAAAGAUCUUUUCCCUGGCGACUACAAUUGUUUGGGUGACAACGAGAAUCGUCCAGUAGCUUGGAUGGCUCCGGAAAGCUUUGAGUCAAACAAUUUCACGGAAAGCACUGAUGUGUGGUCUUAUGGAGUCACUCUUUGGGAACUGCUCAAUUGUGGCUCUCAACCAUUUGUUGGAGUCGAUCCAGAAGAUAUUCAAAGAGCAAUUUUGCAAGGUGCUCGACCUGCUCAGCCACUCAAUUGCCCCGAUCAAUUGUACGUCAUCAUGCGCAACUGUUGGACUAAUGCCACCGAUCGCCCUAAAGUCUCAGCAAUCACACAAAUGUUACAGGAAUUCACCAAUGAGCUCACACAAUACGUU
This is a messenger RNA of Mesorhabditis belari, 1689 nucleotides long. NCBI's taxonomy places the organism in Eukaryota, Metazoa, Nematoda, Chromadorea, Rhabditida, Rhabditidae. The record is from the annotation of a GenBank genome assembly.